This is a messenger RNA of Lobosporangium transversale, 758 nucleotides long. RefSeq names its product RanBP1 domain-domain-containing protein. Gene Ontology annotation, molecular function: GTPase activator activity. The record is from RefSeq and is a predicted model, not a curated record. NCBI's taxonomy places the organism in Eukaryota, Fungi, Mortierellomycota, Mortierellomycetes, Mortierellales, Mortierellaceae. Gene Ontology annotation, cellular component: nuclear pore; cytoplasm. Gene Ontology annotation, biological process: nucleocytoplasmic transport. The coding region runs from base 102 to 698 and encodes 198 amino acids. The transcript has 4 exons.
AAAAAAAACAAUAAGAAAUAGAAAGUAAAGGCAUAUUUCCUUUCUUUCUUCUUUAAUCACAUUCAUCUAGACCAUUCAUUUCUUUUUCUUUUCAUAUUAGCAUGUCUGACAAUCACGAGAACGUUACUGUGGAGGAGGAGGCCGAAGUUCAUUUCGAGCCUGUUGUUAAGCUUGAAGCUGUUCAGGUUAAAACUCACGAAGAGGAUGAGGAUGUCCUUUUCAAGAUGCGCGCCAAGCUCUUCCGAUUCGUCAAGGAGUCUAAUGAGUGGAAGGAGCGCGGUACUGGUGAUGUUCGUUUCUUGCAACACAAGGAGACCAAGAAGAUCCGUCUCUUGAUGCGUCGUGAUCAGACUUUGAAGAUCUGCGCCAACCACUAUGUUACCUCCGAUAUGACUUUGACUCCCAAUGUCGGAUCUGAUCGAUCCUGGGUUUGGAAUGUCACUUCUGACGCAUCGGAUGAUUGCGCUGGUCCCCAGACCUUAGCUAUUCGUCUUGCCAAUCCUGAGAACGCUGCUCUUUUUAAGGAGGAGUUCGAGAAGGCUCAGAAGAACAAUGCUGAGCUGAAGGCCAAGGGCUCUACCGCUGAGGAGGAGGCCACUACUGAAAAGAAGGAGGAGGCCACUACUGACGAAAAGAAGGAAGAAGCUACUACUGAGGAAAAGGAGGAGAAGAAGGAGGACAAGGAGGAGAAAGCAUAAAUAUCUCGUUUUACCAAAGCAGCUAGGCCAACAAUAAAGAACACAAUGAGCUUUGCUAUA